This is a messenger RNA of Cetraspora pellucida, 162 nucleotides long. The record is from the annotation of a GenBank genome assembly. NCBI's taxonomy places the organism in Eukaryota, Fungi, Glomeromycota, Glomeromycetes, Diversisporales, Gigasporaceae.
AUGCUUAAUAUUUUUACUGAAGGUACUGAUUGGUUUAAAGAACAAUAUUUGAUUCAUCAUUUAAAAUCAAAAGAUCAUCAAAAAGCACAAGAAAUUGAAACAUGUACUCAAUUAACUAUUCAUAAAAGUAUUAGAAAACCUUUGUUAACAGAAAAAUUAAAA